Molecule: messenger RNA, 5047 nt
Organism: Chlamydomonas reinhardtii
Lineage: Eukaryota; Viridiplantae; Chlorophyta; Chlorophyceae; Chlamydomonadales; Chlamydomonadaceae
Exons: 8
Coding region: 446-3946 (1166 amino acids)
Biological process (GO): double-strand break repair via nonhomologous end joining; protection from non-homologous end joining at telomere; interstrand cross-link repair
Molecular function (GO): 5'-3' DNA exonuclease activity; damaged DNA binding
Source: RefSeq, a predicted model, not a curated record
GCAAUUGUAUAGUCAAGUCGUGUUGAUCGGUUUGUGAAGGGAAAUUCGUGCUAGGCUGACAGCUGCUACAAGACAGGCAAGCGGAAAUGCCCCCAUCGAUGCCUUGAUAAACACCUGGUGAAAUUAAUGGCUCGAUAUGCUCGCUCAACGGUACUGGACUGCUUGCCGUUCAUUGUGGACACCUGGACGCCGACUAGCAGCGCAUCGGGCAAGCCGCAUUUCCUUACGCAUGCUCACAAGGUAAUACACUGUCAUUACGCUCAGACUAUGACAGGGUCCGGCGGUGGCUCUCGUCGGACUCAGCUCGGUUUCAAGUAUCCAUGACCAACUCGCCGAGCAUGCCCGUGCGACCCUCUACGAGCGUACCCUCGCAAACCUGGCAAAGCUGUCUGGAAGAUACUUGGCCUUUGAUAUAUCACAGGAUCAUACCGAUGGCAUCGAGGCCAUGUCGGUGGACGUCUACUGCACCGACCUCACCCGCCGACUGUUGCUGCUGCGCUGCCCUGGCGCCCAACAAGCGGGGCCCCACAAUGCGGGACAGGGCAACCGCUUCCACACGCUGGAGCUCGGUGUCCGGACGAAGGUGUCGUACGGCGGCACGACUUUCGACGUGACGGCGCUGGACGCCAACCACUGCCCCGGCAGCGCCAUGUUCCUGUUCCAGGGCGCGUUCGGGAACAUCCUGCACACGGGCGACUGCAGGUUCACGGACGAUGUGGUGAGGUCGGUGCGGCAGGCGCUGGGCCGCAGCCACGAGCACGGCUGGGGCGGCGAGGGCGGCGGCGGGGUCGGUCCUGUGGCAGGCGGCGCAGGAGCGGUGGCGAGCGGAGCAGCAGCAGCGCCGCUUGACUGCACGAUAGACGCAGAUGGCGGCGAGGCGGGCGGUGAUAGUGGUGGUGGUGGUGGUGGUGACCAGGAGCGGCUGGACCUGGUUUACCUUGACUGCACAUUUGCCGACCUGCCGCUGGACUUCCCAACCCGCGAGGAUGCCGUGCGUCAGGCGGGGCAACUCAUCCGCCGCUGGGCCGCCACCACCACCAACGCCGCUGCCGCCGCCUCCUCCUCCGGCCCCCGCCCGCACGUGUACCUGGCCGCCGACAUGCUGGGGCAGGAGCCGCUGCUGGCGCUGGUGGGGGCGGAGUUCGGCCAGCCCGUGUACGUGCCGCCGCCGGAGCGGCACAGGGAGUACGGCUUUGACAACGCCGACCUGCUGCGAGAGCGCCGCGACGCGCUGGCGGCCCUGCGGCGCCACCCCGACCUGGCGGCGGCCCUGACCCUGUCCGACGACCCCGCCUGCCUCUUCCACCUGUGCGGCGUGCGCAACUUCGCGCAGCGCGGCGGCAGCAAGGGCGCCGGCCGUACCGGCAGCGGAAGUGGAAGUGGAAGCGGAAGCGGCAGCCUGCGAAGGAGCGGCAGUAGAGCUGGGGCCGGGGUUGCAGCUACGGCUCCGUCUGCCAAGCUCAGCAGCAGCCUGGGUAGCGGUGAUGCUGGUGCAGUGCUGCCUGACCCAGAUGGUGGUGGGGUCAGAGAGGGCGGCGGCGCGGCGGAUGCGCCGGCCGAGCUGGCGAGGGGAGAUGAAGCGGCGGGGACGAAGGGAGACGAAGAGACGGGAGCUGCCGGGCCCUGCCUGUACAUACGGGCAUCCACGCAGGCCUUCGCGCAGCAGGUCCGAGCCCAGUACAGCAAGCAGGGCCAGAUGCUGACAGUCCGCGCCGCGCACCCCGCACCCACAGCGGCCAUCCAGGAGCGCUCGGUGCACUACGUGCUCUUCAGCCAGCACAGCAGCCGCGGCGAGCUGGCGGCGGCGCUGGAGGCGCUGCGGCCGCGGGCGGUGCGGCCCAUCAACCAGGACCAGAUCGGCUGCAUGGCAGCGGUGGUGGCGGAGCGCGCCGGACCCGACCCGCCGGAGCGCGUGGAGGCGGAGAUCGAGGCGCGGCUACGUUGGGCAGCUGAAGCGGCGGUGGCGGCGGCUCCUGGCCGGUCAGCAGGGAGGGCGGCUGCGGACGCUGACAGCUGGGACUGGGACGAGGAGGAGGAGGAGGCAGAGCAUGUGAACGAGGGUCGUGCGCUAGAGCUGGGAAAGGGGCAGGAUGCGCGCCAGGCCCUUCCCGGUCACGCUGGUCCCAUCGUGGAUGCCGUGGCGACGGUGACGUUCGGAGCUGAUGUCGCCGCCAGGGCGCACGGGUCCCUUCCAAAGGACGAAAGCCAGCAGCCCCAGCUUCGCCCGCCGCUUCCGCCUGCGCCACAUGUGGCCAUUGCCGGGCCCGAUGGCGGCGGCCUGCGGGACGUGAGCGCUCUGGAGCGUCGGCGCGUGCUGCUGCAGCGGCUGGGCUUUCCACUGUGCCUUGGCAGCGGCAGUGGUGGCGCGGGCUCAGGCGGAGAAGGCGGGGCCUCUGCCAUUGCGCUGGCUUACGCGCACGCCUUGCGUGACGCGAUUGCGUCGGCCGACGUGGAGGCUGUGUCCGCGCGGCGGCGCCAGCAGCAGGAGCAGGCGGGGUGGCUAGUUGCUGCAGGCGGCGGCGGGGGCGGCACGUGGCGCCGGUGUGCGACGCUGACGUGCAUGUGCGCCUCAGCUACCGCCCGGCUGCGCGCGCAGGGCUGCCGCUGCUGCGCUGGCGAUGGCGCCGAGCUGCCGGCGCCGCCGGCGGCUGCAGCGGCGGACGAGUUGGCGCGCAGCCCGCCCCCGCGUGUGGCAACGCUGAGUGGCCUGAUGUGGACGGCGCGAGCGGCGACAGACCGCGCGGGCGCAUCAGCCGCUGAGGGGGCAGCUGGCCAGGGUAAGGCCGGGGCGACGGCUGGCGCACAAGAGCUGCGUGGAGCUGGGGCCGGGCCGGGUGCGCAGAGCGACGGCCCCGGGCCUGUGCCAGCGCUGCCAGCCGACGGGCUGCAGGCGCCGCAGCCGGCCCUGCGCUCGCCGCUACGGCCCAUCCAGCCGAUGACCGCGCCUGGCGCAGGCGUGUCAAAACAAGGCGAAAAGCAGCAGCAGCCGCAGGGGCAGGGGAAGGCGCAACGGCCAGCAGGUGACAAGGCUGCGCCGCUACCGGGGGGCCGGCCCGCCGACCAGGCAGGCAGCGCGGCCCAAGCCACUUGCGCGCCAGCGCGCAGUCGCGCCGCUCCGCCUGGCGCCGCUGUGCCCCCCAGGGCCAGCUGCUUGCUGUCCCUCAUCCUGCAGGCCGACAGCCCGCUGUCCGCCGACCCGCCCUCACCGCGCUCGCCGCCGCACCGACGCGGGCACGGGCGCGGGUACCACGUGCACCAGCAGCACGGAGCGGGCGGCCGGGCCGGGCCGGGUGCGGCGCCUAGACCGCAGCGACCCUGUGACGUGGCUGCGGGCGUGACGCCGCCGCCCCACGCAAGCCCGCGGAUGGGGGCAUCAAGCGGGGGCGGCAGCGGCAGUGGAGGAGAGGCAAGCGCUGGGCAGCGGGCGUCAGGCCGCAGGCGGCUGUCAGGAUUCAUUGGGUUAUUCACCACCCCCGACAGCCCCGAGCCCGGCAGUGAGCACCAGCGCGGCUGGCGCCAGUCGCCGGCCAGGGCGCUGCUGGACCUGCCAUCUCCAGGCGACUGUGGGCCGGAGCAGCAGCCGACACCGCAGCGACGGCAGGCGUGUGGCUGGGACCUGUGCGCCCAGGGGCCGGGCUCGGCGGAGGAUCUGCGUGACGCCAGUGCUGUGGCGGAUCAGGAGCAAGUGCCACCCUGCUCCAAGCGGGACUGGGCAGCAACAGCAAUGGAAACAGCAACCGGCGACUGCAGUGGCCUGAUCGCGCCUCUGCGGUCGGAGCAACACGGCGGGCGCUGCAGCAGCGACAUGCGCGGCGGCAAGCGGCCGCGGCUGCCGCCCGUCACAGCCGCUGGCUCAGGCGUCGCCGCUGGCGCCGCAGCGGCCAACCCGACCGCCAGCUUCUAUCUGGCAGGUCUGCUGGCCAGCAGUAGUGACGAGGAUGAGUAGCCGGCAGGCAGAGGCGGGAGCUGGGCUUGUGUGGCGGCUGGGCAGAUGCCAGAGGAAUACCUCGCAUGAGUGCGGGCCAGGCAUGCGGGGCCCUGGUGCGGGCACUGAGUGGGGGCGAUUGGGACUGUUUGGGGACUGAGAUGGGUCCAUGGGUGCUGGUGAUCUAGGUGUUUGCAGGAGGGCCAGACGGCAGGAUGGGGUGGGCAUUGUGCCGGGCUAUGUGUGUGUGCGUCUGCGCGUCUCGCAGCAUGCGUGCAUGUACGCAGGGUGCGCGUGGGUAGGCGUGGAACACUCUGGUGAGCGGCGGAUGAUAAAGCAUGUUUGGCAAUGCACUGGCAGCGCGCAGUGAACACCGUUCAGCUGACAUGUUGCCAGUAGUGUGUGCUAGUGAGGGGGUUGGGGUUUCCCUGUUUGGCUUCCUGGCACGGGGUGAUCGGACACACAGAGUGCACGCGUGGGCUGCACGCCUGCCGGCACCACGCACCCCUCGCACACAUCCAGGGGAGAGCCGCGUUCACGCGCGCUGUCGGCACCAGCGGAGGAUCGGUUUACGGUGCAGCGUGCGCUUGUAGUUCUAUGCUCCAACUAGUGGUGCAGCACGUUUGUCCACAUCGGUGUUUGGUGAGGGGGCUGGGCCCUUUCGAGUACCUUUCGGUUGGGACUUGGGAACUCAAGGAGUGCCAAUAGGCUCAUUGGUUCUGCCUCACGAGGUAAACGCCCUAUCUUCCCGCUGGCCAAGCCCAACUUCCGCGCUCAGGCGAUCAACGCCUUUUCAAUCGCUGGUUUGCUUAGCGAAGCCGGAAGACAUAAGGAGCCGAUUGUGGCGCAGGUACGCCGGUUUCAUAUUACGUCAAUGAAGGAUUGUUGGAGCUGCGCGAACUGAGAUGAGCGGCGCCGUGUCAGUCAGGGGGCAGUUGCGUCACGACUUCAACUCCUGAUACAUCUUCGUGUACACAGCCGCUUUGGCCCCAAGCUUUCUAUCAAACAAUACGGGCUAAUACAUGGUAUUGUUUCCAUUUACUUGGAGAGAGUGUCGACGUCCCUGGGCAAAGUGCAUGAGCAUGGGAUGCUCGACUGCAUGCAGCGCGAAUUCGAUAAAUG